AUGGGACAGGAGAAUAUCACAGUAAUAACAGAAGUUUUACUAUUGGGAAUUCCAAGUUUCCACCAGCAUAAAUUUUUAACUAUAUCUCUUUUUCUUGUGGUUUACUGGGUGACAAUAUGUGGGAACCUCCUGAUCAUCUCACUGGUGGCCCAGAGCAAGAAUCUCCAUUCUCCUAUGUACUUCUUCAUUACCCAGCUUUCUGUGUGUGACAUUUUGGUGGCCACAGAUAUUGUUCCCAAAAUGCUUUAUGUUGUCCUCAAUGAUGGAGGCCUCAUUUCUCUCUUAGGCUGUAUCACUCAAUAUUUAAUCUUUUGUACCUCCGGAACCUCAGAGUGUCUCCUAUUGGCAGUGAUGUCUUAUGACCGUUAUUUGGCCAUAUGUAACCCACUGCGUUACAGUGCUAUAAUGAGUCACAUGUUUUGCUUUAAAUUAGUUCUCAUGUGCUGGGUAUUAAGUUUUUUAUUGCUACUAACUCAAGCUAUACCAAUAUUUAAGUUAUGGUUUUGUGGACCACAUGUGAUUGACCAUUUUUUCUGUGAUUUUAUCCCUUUGAUGGAACUUUCCUGCUCAGAUACUUAUGUGUUUGAAAUGGAAAUUAAGUUGCUUUCCAUCCCAUUAGUUAUCACACCAUUCAUAAUCAUUACUGUUUCCUAUGUCUAUAUAAUUUCCACCAUCCUAAGAAUGCCAUCCCUUACUGGCAUACAUAAGGCCUUCUCUACCUGCAGCUCCCACCUGGUCGUUGUCUCUAUAUAUUAUGGAACCCUGAUAAGUAUUUAUGCAGUACCUAAGAAAGCAAAUUCACAAAGUUUAAGUAAACUCCUGUCUCUAUUGUAUACUGUGGUAACACCAAUGAUUAACCCUUUCAUAUAUAGCUUUAGAAAUAAGGACAUUCAUAAAGCAUGUGAUAAAUUCAUUAAUAGAAAAAAUGGUUUUAUUAUUUUAACACAUUUGACAGUAUAA
Molecule: messenger RNA, 960 nt
Organism: Pseudophryne corroboree (corroboree frog)
Lineage: Eukaryota; Metazoa; Chordata; Amphibia; Anura; Myobatrachidae
Product: olfactory receptor 1468-like
Exons: 3
Coding region: 1-960 (319 amino acids)
Biological process (GO): G protein-coupled receptor signaling pathway
Cellular component (GO): membrane
Molecular function (GO): olfactory receptor activity; G protein-coupled receptor activity
Source: RefSeq, a predicted model, not a curated record